This is a messenger RNA of Drosophila guanche, 1780 nucleotides long. RefSeq lists its product as uncharacterized. Lineage: Eukaryota; Metazoa; Arthropoda; Insecta; Diptera; Drosophilidae. The record is from RefSeq and is a predicted model, not a curated record. The coding region runs from base 460 to 1683 and encodes 407 amino acids. The transcript is spliced from 7 exons.
AGUCUGCUAAGAACUCUCCACACUGUUACGUUAACAGCUGUAAGCGCCAACAGCGGCUACAAAGCUACAAAGCGAACCAUAAAUGGAGCAAAGAGAGCGCUCACAGCAGAAGGCGCGCCCAGGCCAUUCGGCUGCACUUGGGGAUGAACGAACGGAAACGAAGUUGGAGCCGCUCCAGCAUCCUACAGCGAGACGGCGGCACUCCGCCGGCAACGGUCUGCCAACCAUGUCCAUGGCAUCAAAGAGUUGCCACUCUACGCAGCGGCGCGGUGCAGAGCGGUACAAAACGGAGCUAUUCGGUGCGGAUUUCUAAGCGAUAACAAAACAACAACAAAACGAAGCAAAAAAGCGUCAAAAAACUGUCCACCAAAUGCUCAUUGGCCGCUGACCUGUCAAUGGCGUUUAUCGAUAUCGCAACUAUAUAGACAUAGACAUAGAUAUAGAUCUAUAUAUAUGUAGAUGUAUGGCUGGACGGGCGACUGCCUGUGUAAUCAUGAGCUAGUCGCGUUGGCGUGCAAAAAAGUUGGCUACACAAAGUUUUGGACUAAUAGAAAAUAUGGCCGGCCAUUGAGUGUGGCCAAAGGGCAAAAGUUUCCAGCAGAGAGCCAGGAAUUUUUAAAGGCGACCAGCCCCACAAUGGACUAUGGCCGGUGGCUGCUGCAGCUGAGCGUCCACAUGCUGCUGGUUGUGCGACGCAUUCAGUGUCUACGUGUGACUGACAUCAAUGUGCCACAAAUUGUUGAUUUUCGUGAUAACGUGACAUUAUCCUGCAGCUAUGACAUAAGUGGUCACACGUUAAAUUCGGUUAAGUGGUACAAAAAUGGCAAGGAGUUUUUUAGAUACUCGCCACUUACGCCACCCACAUACAUUCCCUUCGCUGUGGAUGGCGUACAGCUGAUCGAUGAUGGCAACGAGUGCAAUGAAUCCUCAUGUCGCGUGGAACUUAAUCUACUGGGCUUCAAAUCAUCGGGCCUCUACAGGUGCGAAGUGUCCGGCGAUGCGCCACACUUUCAGCUGACUGCACGCGAUGCCAACAUGAGCGUAGAGGCUCUGCCGCAGAACAAUCCACUUAUCAGCAGCUUUCACUCCAUGUAUCGCUUCGAUGACUUUGUUCAGGUGAACUGCAGCACGGAUUUCUCCAGCCUCUUCACGCACAUCACGUGGUACAUCAAUGGAGUGAAGGUUUCCCUGGUGGAUCUGCUGCCCAGCAUAGAGACCACGAUCGCUGCACACGACUACAAUCUGCGGCGCGUUGUCUCGCAGCUGAACUUCUAUGCCAACGAGCCGCGCUUCCACCAGGCGCAGCUGCAACAGCUGAUGCUGCAACGGCAGCAGCAGCCGCAGCAGAAGCGCACCAUCUCCCCGGCGCGCCUCGGCCUGGAGCUGCGCUGCGUGGCAGAGAUUGAUCGUUAUCCGCAGCUGCAGCGUGAGGCGAGCAUGAACGCGCAGCUCUUCCGCGAUGACAUCGAUCUGAAGAACCAAAAGCUGAUCAACUCGCGAUCGGCUGCCACACGUGGUGGAAAUGGCAUAAAAUUGCAGCAGCUGCUGCUGCUGAUGGCGUCUGCGGCUGUUGCAACCGCAGCGCGACUCUUGACGCCACUGACAUUUCAAUAUGGCGCACGGAAGUCAACGCGCUACAAAAUGGCGUCAACGUGUGUGAAUCGAAGCCACUGCUGGCCGUAGAGCGGCAUUGUCCUGCUGCUAUUUUACGUUUUUUCGUGUUUGUUUUGAAACCAUUUUCUAGCUCUAAGCAACUGAAAUGCACGUGAGAAUUUACAAA